UGUUGGUCUCGGUGCCCGGUCUGCCCGGUGGUCUUGUUUCGCCGCAAGCCGCACGUAAUUUGCUUGUUAAAGUAAGAAGCCUAAAAGCCAUCCAAGCUUAAAAACAAGUGGUAGUUUCAGGAUAUUUACCUGUAUACUCUGCACUACUUACAGCUUAUGUGUUUUGAAUAUUGGAUGGCAUAACGCUAAGCCCUAGUCAGGUUUAUGAUUGGCUAACUAUUUCAAAAUGAGCUACACAACUACGUCCUACUACAAGCCAAGUGGACCUCCGGGUAUGUCCAGGGGUCGAGGCGGCUACUCAGGCCCGCCGAGGGGCGCUCCCCGGGGCGCUCCAAGAGGUCGCGGUUCGUCCGAGGGCGGAUGGGUUUCCCGCGGCAUGUCUCGAGGCCGUGGCUACCAGGGCGGCUACCAGGGUCGGGGCGGUCCUAGUGGUCCCGGUGGUGGAAUGCCAUCGUCCAGCGUGGGGCAGUGGCGCGGUCACCAGGACUCGUCCAGUCAUCAGGGUGGCUACAGGAACGACCGGUACCCUUCUGCAGGCUCGCGCCCAAGUGACUCGCGGUACCCUUCGACACGGGGCGGCGGCACGGUAGACUACAACAACAGGCGGUACACGCCGAGGGACGGUCCUCCCAGUUACUCGUCUUCAAGGGAACACCACCGGUCUCCAGAGCCAGUACCUAGGAAGCGCAUCCGGACCGAGGGCUACCCACCUCCUGCAGCAAGUCGGCGCAGUCAUGAAGGUGGCUAUGAGUACAGCUCAAGUCGCUACGAAUAUGGCUCUGAAAAAAGCGGCUACAGCAAUGAGGAUCGAGGACGUCCAGUGUACAGGGAAGAUAGAAGGCCCUCUGCUGAUAGGAGAGAUGAUUACCAUUCACCACGAAGCCGUGACCCAUCUGGCUCUUCAAUGCCUCCUCCAGCUGCUCCAACAAGAGGUGUUGGAAGUUAUCGAGGUGUUCGAGGCCGUGGUAUUGUUGCCCGUUCUUAUCCUGCGAGGAGACCUACUGAAGUAUCCUCCUCCCUUGCUGCUCGCAAAAGAACUUUGAUUGAAUCAUAUGCUGCCAAGAGGCGUAUACUUACUGGAAGAAGUCAGGAUUAUUACAAGAAGCUGAAGAGCAUAAAAUUGAGGAGUGCUGCUCUCAUGUCUGUGAGAAGAGAUGGUAUAAAAUCCGAGCAAGGGGACAGCGAGGAUGACCUGGAAAAUUGGGAUGAUGAACCUGACAAGGAUGCUGUGAGUGAUUCUGAGGAGAAGCACAAAACUGGAGAUGAGUGUGAUGAAGAUGUGGAAAGCGAAGAACCAACCAGGAAAAAGGUAGUCCGCAAGAUAGUAAACAAAGUGGUUGUGAAGAAAAAAGUGGUUUCAGCUGAGGAUGGUGGUGAAGGGACUGCGACAGUCAAAACAGAAGAGGAGGGAGCUGGUGAAGAUGACAAUGUGGAUGAAGCUGUUGAGGAGGAGAUGGAAGCGGAUGUUGAUGGUGACAAGGAACCAAAAAUGCAGGUGACAAUCAAACAUGAUUCAGAGUCUCGUGCUGUCAGUGAUGAUGGUGUGCGCAAAACGUCUUCGGGCAAGCCAGGCUACAAAUUCAUCAAGUUAUUGUGUCCUCAUUGUAAAGAACGUUGUGUCACUUUUAAGGAAUACCAGAACCAUUUAAGAGGCCUUCAUCAUGUUAAUGCAAUGCGUAAACUAUCCUUCCGGCUGAAGCAGAACCUUGCGAGGAUGAGAGUUGAGCAGAGAAUUCAACAGCGCUUGGAUGAGAAGAAUGAUGAACUUCGUGGUGUUGCAGCAGGCAGAACCAACUACUGUCACACUUGUAAACUCAAUUAUCGGCAAGAACGGACGCGGCACAAUGAAUCAGAGAUGCACAAGAAAAUGAAGGAGUUUUUAAUGCCGACCUGCGUCAUCUGCCGCAUCAACUUCAGAAGUCCUAUGCUGUUUGAGAACCACAUCUGCUCUCUGGAACACAUUAAGAUCGAGGAGCGAGUUAUGAGGGGCCGUGACCGGGACCAUCCCACAGAGAAAGAAGUGGACAUGGACAGCUUACUUGUGUUGGACAGUGUAGGCAGUGCAGAUGAGUCUGAUUCUGAUGAUGAAGCCAUGGAUGACAAAUCAGAAGGAAAAGAUGGUGAAAAAAGAGAAAAAAAGAAAAAAGCUCAAAUCAAUUUAGGUGCUGAUUAUGUGAAGAAAGUUGAGGUCAUGUACUGUGAGCUGUGUGCUAUUUAUCUUCCAAGGACAGGUGAGGAAGAUGUGGCUCUGGCUAAUCACUGCCGCACUCGCAACCAUCUUCAAAGAUACGUUCGCUACAAGGAUGACAGAGCUUUGCGGAAAGAAGCAGAAAGGAUUCACCGCAGGGACAAGGCUGAACAGGAGGCACGCAACAAGGCUCAGGAGAUCACUAAGGACACAAAGGCUGAGAAUUCGUCAAGUGAAACUGAGAAGACCCCUAUGAAAGAUAAUGCACCUGAGGAUAAGCAAGAUAAGGGUCCUGGAAGCAGUACGGGGAAUGAAGGAGCAAAUGAUAGUGCGGAUCUGGAUGAUAAAAUUUGGGCAGAUGUUGACAAAGGAUUGGACGAGCUCCUACGUGAGGUCGAGCCUGGAAACAAGUCCAGUGAUGAUGAUGAUGAAUCGGGUCGCUAUGAUCGUUUCCGCUACUCUGACAAGAAGGGUGGUAAAGCAUCCAGUGAAGACAGGGAGGUAGCAGACACUUCUAGCAACAGUUUGCCAUCAACUACAGAGGUCGUACCCAAACAAGAAAAUACAUCUCCAAAGGAAAAUUAGUUAGCCUUUUGUUUAGUAGCUGUUUUUAAACUAGCUUUUAAUUCUAUACCAAGUCUAAAAUUUUGUUACUUUUUUUUUUAUUUUCAAUUUUAUGUAGUGAUACGAAUCUUCUGUACAUAUUGCUGUAUGAAGUUGAGUCCAAGAGCAAUGAAUAAAUGUGUGACUACUUUCAAA
Thrips palmi is the source of this 2947-nucleotide messenger RNA. RefSeq lists its product as uncharacterized. Gene Ontology annotation, cellular component: nucleus. The transcript has 16 exons. Lineage: Eukaryota; Metazoa; Arthropoda; Insecta; Thysanoptera; Thripidae. Bases 227 to 2773 code for a protein of 848 amino acids. Gene Ontology annotation, molecular function: nucleic acid binding; zinc ion binding. The record is from RefSeq and is a predicted model, not a curated record.